Molecule: messenger RNA, 4295 nt
Organism: Phodopus roborovskii (desert hamster)
Lineage: Eukaryota; Metazoa; Chordata; Mammalia; Rodentia; Cricetidae
Gene: Vwa5b2
Product: von Willebrand factor A domain containing 5B2
Exons: 19
Coding region: 383-4216 (1277 amino acids)
Source: RefSeq, a predicted model, not a curated record
CAGCCUCUCUCAGUACUCCAAUCUUGAAAGGCAAGGAGAGAUAAAAGACUGCAGCCCUUUCAGCUCCUUGUCUCACCCGGGCCCUGGGGACCCUUGUGAGCUAGGGGCGCCUGGUACGACGCCGGCCCUUUAAACCUUUGCCCUCCAGAGUAUCUUCCAUCUCUCCACAAGCGCCACUUCCGACAGCUGGCAGCCGUAGGGAGCACUGAGGAAGGGGGCUGGUACGGGGGCGGUGGCGAGGCCCUGAGAAAGUGCAGGAACAGCUGUGGACACCCCCGACACACAGCCGCAGGGGGCGCCUGGACUGGAGGGUUAACCAUUAACCCUCCACUCCCUUGCUGCCGAGAGCUGCCCUACGCCCCGGCUACCCAGGGUGGGCACCAUGCCCGGCCUGUAUUGCCCUUCCAGCUGGACGCCGCUGCCGCUCACCGACUCCUGUGUCCGGGCCUAUGCCAAAGGACCCUGUCUCAGCCUGCGGGCCCGGCUCACCUACCACAACCCGCAGCCCCAGCCAGUGGACGGCGUGUUCGUGUACCCGCUGGCCGAGGCGGAGGUGGUUUCUGGCUUCGAGGCCGAGGCAGCCGGACGGCGUGUCUCCUUCCAGCUACAGAGCCGGCGCCGCUCUCAGGCCGCUUGCUGCCGCGCUUUGGGGCCCGGACUGGGGACCUCUACGCCCCGCCGCUGCGCACAGGGUCAUCUUGUCUUGGAUCUAGCCCAAGCCCGGUCCACACUGGUGUUGCCUACUGGCCUUGUUGCUGCAGCUGGUACCAUGACAGUGACCCUGUGCAGCAGCCGGGAGUUGCCCUCCAGGCCUGAUGGGGUGAUGCAUGUGGCCCUGCCCACUGUGUUCACCCCACUGGCCCAGCCAGGCCUGCCAGGGUCCCCCAGGUCUCCGGGGCUCUGUGACGACAGCCCCACUGGCUGCUUUGGGGUAGGCAGCCCUGAGGAGGAAGGACUGACCUGGGAGCAACCAAGUGCCCCUCCAGACGUGUUCUCAGGCCCUGCCCACUGUCCUGCUCCAUAUACCUUCUCCUUCGAGAUGCUGGUGACUGGGCCAUGUCUGUUGGCUGGCCUGGAGAGCCCCUCUCAUGCCCUGCGUGUGGAUGCCCUCCCUCAUGCCAGCUCUGCAGCCACUAUCUGUGUCACACUGGCAGAAAGCCAUCAGUGUGAUCGGGCCUUGGAGAUCUUGUUGCACCCCAGUGAACCCCAUCAGCCACACUUGAUGCUGGAGGCUGGCAGCUUGAGCUCAGCAGAGUAUGAGGCCCAAGUGAGGGCCCGCCAUGACUUUCAGAGACUGCAGCGAAGAGACAGUGAUGGAGAACGGCAGGUGUGGUUCCUGCAGCGACGUUUCCAUAAAGACAUCUUGCUGAACCCUGUGCUGGUGCUGAGCUUCUGCCCAGACCUGAGCUCCAAGCCCGGACACCUGAGUGCAGUGACUCGGGAGCUCCUCUUCCUGUUGGAUGGCAGCUGUGCGGUCCACAAGGAUGCCAUUGUUUUGGCUGUAAAAUCCCUCCCAGCUCAGACACUUGUCAACCUAGCCACGUUUGGGACAUUGGUGCAGCCACUCUUCCCUGAGAGCCGGUCCUGCAGUGAUGAUGCUGUGCAGCUGAUGUGUGAGAGCCUUGAGACUCUUCAGGCUGUGAGUGGUCCCCCGGAUGUGGUGGCUGCAUUGGAUUGGGCCUUAGGGCAACCCCAGCACAGGGCCCAUCCCCGACAGCUGUUCCUCAUCACUGCUGCCUCACCAGUGGCUGCCACUACCCACCAAGCCCUGGAGCUCAUGAGGUGGCACAGAGGGGUGGCCAGGUGCUUCUCCUUUGCUUUGGCACCUGCCUGCCACCAGCUGCUCCACAGCUUGUCUGUCCUCAGCAGGGGACAGGCCUACUUCCUGAGGCCUGGGGAGAGAUUGCAGCCUAAGCUGGUGCAGGCUCUGCGAAAGGCACUGGAACCUGCUUUGAGUGACAUUUCCGUGGACUGGUUUGUACCUGAUGCUGUGGAGGCCCUGCUGACCCCCCGGGAGAUCCCAGCACUCUACCCUGGGGACCAGCUGCUUGGCUACUGCUCACUUUUCAGGGUGGAUGGCUUCCGGUCCUGUGCUCCAGGGGGCCAACAGCCUGGUUGGCAGAGCUUGGGCGGUUCAGUGUUUCCAUCUCCAGAGGAGGCAUUAUCUGUCACCAGCCCUGGCACUGAGCCCACACAUACCACAGAGCCACUGAGAACAGGCACUGUGUCAGCAGAGCUGUCGAGCCCAUGGGGUGUAGGCAACUCAGAGCAGACAGGCAUGGAAAUUCUGACAGACCCAGUCACAGAACCUGGACCCAAUCCGUCCUCUGACACAGCUAUAUGGCGUCGCAUCUUCCAGUCUUCAUACAUCCGGGAGCAGUAUGUGCUUACCCACUGCUCUGCCAGCCCUGAGCCGGGCCCAGGCUCCACUUGCAGCAGUGAGUCCCCAGGUUCCCAGGGCCCUGGCUCCCCCAAUGGUAGCCUCCCCCGGGAUCCCCCUUCUCAGCAGGGCUGCCGAAGCCUGGCCUGGAUAGAACCUGCGGGCUCUCGCUCUUGCCCCCUGCCUGUAUCCCCACCAGCUCCAUUCAAGGUGGGAGCCUUGAGCACUGAGGUGCUAGGCCGUAGGCACAGAGCAGCUCUGGCUGGGCGAAGUCUCUCAUCUCCCUCAGGACAGACAAACCCAGUCCCUGGUAGACCCCGGCAUCCCUCUCUAGAUGCAAUACCAGAUGGAACAGGCCCCGAGCCAGGACAACAGCUGGGUCAGGGCAUAGAUGAUUCAGGUAAGGGUUGGAUGGGAAACUGGGUUUCUGAUGCCAGCUGUGGGGAUGUGGAGCACAGUGCAUGGUGUUGCCUAUAUCCCUGGCAUCUCUCCCCAGGAAACCUGCUCUCCCCAGCCCCCUUGGACUGGGAUAUGUUGAUGGAACCAUCUUUCUUAUUCAAGGCUAUGCCACCCAAUGGGGAAUCAGCCUCUGCAGCAGAGCCUCUGCCUCCCCAGGCGCCACAUUGUCAUGUGGUGAUCAGGGCCCUGUGUGGGGAACAGCCAAUGUGCUGGGAGGUGGGUAUAGGGCUGGAGGAGCUCUGGGAACCUGGGGAUGGCUCACAGCCUGCAACAGAAGCUGCAUGGAAUCAGGCACUCCACCGGCUGACGGCAGCCUCUGUGGUGCGGGACAACGAACAGCUGGCUCUCCGUGGAAGGGCAGAGUCCACAGCUGAGCAGGGCCGAGUCAGAAGGUCCUGGCUUCGAGCCGUUCAGACAAGCAAGGCCAGCUCUGCUCCAUCCCACUUUACCUGCCCUGUUGCUGUAGAUGCUUCCACUAGGGAGGUCUUGCCCGGAGGCCUGCAGGUGUGGAGUUCAGAUCCAGAUGAGCUCUCAGGUAUUUCUGCCUCUCAAGACCAUCUAGCUGCAGCUCCUCUGCCCACAGAAGCCCCCUCUAAAGGGCAUCAGGAAGGCUCUUCUGCAGGUGCCUGGAACAUGGAUCUAAAUGACAACUCCAAGUCAGCAUUGGGGGGGCCCAUAUCUCCUACUGGAGGUCAUCAUGGCUUGCCCCACCAGCCUUCAGUAUCUUCCAGGCUCAGCCUGGGUCAUCACCGCAGACUCUGCAGCUCCAACAAGGGCCAGGCUAGUGAGAGCAGCAGUGAUGGCAGCAACCACGACUACCUGCCUUUGGUGCGAUUACAAGAGGCACCAGGCUCCUUCCGCCUGGACGAACCCUUCUGUGCAGCCGUGUGCAUUCCUCAAGAACGCCUGUGCCGAGCUUCCCCCUUUGCUGCACACCGUGCCAACCUCAGCCCCACCUCAGCCUCAUCUCCUUGGGCACUUCUGGGCUCUGGUAUUGGCCAGGGUGACAGUGCCACAGCUUCCUGCAGCCAGUCCCCCAGCUCAGGCUCUGGGGGUCCAGGCCAGAUUGACAGUGGACGGGGCUCAGAUACUGAAGUCUCAGAAGGAAUGGAAAGGCAUGGCAGCUCUGAUCUGCGGGGCCGCACCUGGGCCACGGCAGUGGCCCUGGCAUGGUUGGAGCACCGCUGCGCAGCUGCUUUUGGUGAGUGGGAACUGACAGCAUCCAAAGCUGAUUGCUGGCUGAGGGCCCAACACCUGCCUGAUGGCCUUGAUCUGACUGCUCUCAAAGCUGCUGCCCGGGGGCUCUUUCUGUUACUGAGACACUGGGACCAGAAUCUGCAGCUACACUUGCUGUGUUACAGCCCUGCAAAUGUGUAAGGUUGCCCGCAGCUCUGGCUAGCGACCCCCGACACAGUCACUGCCACCCAGGGCCAGUCUCUUGGUGCUGGGGAAGAAA